Molecule: messenger RNA, 1107 nt
Organism: Catharus ustulatus (Swainson's thrush)
Lineage: Eukaryota; Metazoa; Chordata; Aves; Passeriformes; Turdidae
Gene: APEX1
Product: apurinic/apyrimidinic endodeoxyribonuclease 1
Exons: 5
Coding region: 146-1072 (308 amino acids)
Biological process (GO): base-excision repair
Cellular component (GO): nucleus
Molecular function (GO): DNA-(apurinic or apyrimidinic site) endonuclease activity; double-stranded DNA 3'-5' DNA exonuclease activity; endonuclease activity
Source: RefSeq, a predicted model, not a curated record
CGCGCGGAGCCGCUCGCGCCGUUCCCGCCGCCGCUGAUUGGUCCCGCGCGGCGCCGCCGCGGGCGCUGAUUGGUCCCGGGAGCUGAGGGGCGGGGCUCUGAGCCUGAGGGGGCGUGUCCGGUGCCUUGUGGGCGGGGCCUGCGCCAUGCCAAAGCGCGGGAAGAAGAAGGAGGAGAGCGGCAGCGGGGACGAGGACGGGCCCAGCCCGGCCAAGGCGGCCAAGGCGGCCAAGGCGGCGCCGGCCCCGCCCUACGAGGACCCGCCCACCCGCGAGGCCACGCCCGACGGGCGGCGCUGGACGCUCAAGGUGACCUCGUGGAACGUGGACGGGCUGCGGGCGUGGGUGCGCAAGGGCGGGGCCCAGUGGGUGCAGGAGGAGGCGCCGGACGUGCUGUGCCUGCAGGAGACCAAGUGCGCGGCGGCGGCCGUGCCCGCUGAGGUGCGGGCGCUGCCGGGGCUGCCCCACCAGUUCUGGAGCAGCGCCCAGGACCGGCCGGGCUACAGCGGCGUGGGGCUGCUGGCCAGGAGCGAGCCGCUGGACGUCACCUACGGCAUCGGUGACCCCGAGCACGACGCCGACGGCCGCGUGGUGACGGCCGAGUUCCCCUCCCUCUUCGUGGUCUGCGCCUACGUGCCCAACGCCGGGCGGGGCCUGGUGCGCCUGGAGCCGCGGCAGCGCUUCGACGCCGCCUUCCUGGCGUUCCUGCGCCGCCUGGACGCGCGCAAGCCGGUGCUGCUCUGCGGGGACCUCAACGUGGCGCACCAGGAGAUCGACCUGUGCCACCCCCGCGCCAACCGCGCCAGCCCCGGCUUCACGCCGCAGGAGCGCGAGGGCUUCUCGCGGCUGCUGGACGCCGGCUUCGUCGACUCCUUCCGCCACCUGUACCCCGAGGCGCGCGGCGCCUUCACCUUCUGGACCUACCUGGGCGGCGCGCGGGCGCGGAACGUGGGCUGGCGGCUCGACUACGCCGUGGUGUCGCGGCGGCUGCUGGGGGCGCUGUGCGACUCCAAGAUCCGCAGCGCCGCGGCGGGCAGCGACCACUGCCCCAUCACCGCGCUGCUCGCCGUGUAGCGGCGGUGAAACGGUUAAGUUUGGGUCAGGGUUGG